This is a messenger RNA of Centruroides sculpturatus (bark scorpion), 573 nucleotides long. RefSeq lists its product as uncharacterized. Lineage: Eukaryota; Metazoa; Arthropoda; Arachnida; Scorpiones; Buthidae. The transcript has a single exon. The record is from RefSeq and is a predicted model, not a curated record. The coding region runs from base 1 to 573 and encodes 190 amino acids.
AUGUUACCACUGCACUCAAAUUUUCAACUUAGCAGUACUGGUCUGUUUAUUGAUGAGGCACAGUCAUUUCUUGCAGCAACACCAGAUGGUCUUGUUACAUGCGACUGUUGUAGUUCAGCACUAUUAGAAAUAAAGUGCUUAUAUUCUAAGAGGCAUUUAAGUGUCAGAGAAGCUAAGCCAGAAUUUCUAGAUGAAAAUUUGCAACUUCGUGAAGAACAUGAAUAUUACACACAAAUACAAGGACAGAUGGGGAUUGCAAAAGUCAAGGAGUGUUUUUUUGUAUGUUACAGUGCUAAUGAUGUACAUAUACAAAAAAUUAAUUUUAACCUGGUUUUCUGGGAACAUGCAGUGCAAAAACUCUCAUCAUUUUAUUUCGAUUACAUAGUAACUGAAAUAUUUUCAGAAUCUGUUAAAAAAGAAUUGUUGUUAGUUAGAAACACCUGUUUAUGUAAUGGAAUGAAAUCAGGAACUGUGAUUUUGUGUAGUAUGUGCAAAUAUGCUUUUCAUAUUAAGUGUGUAAAUUUGUCUAGAACAAAACAAAAUUGGAAGUGUGAAUCAUGCAACAGCAAAUAA